AUGGCCAACUACCUCGUCAUAGUAUGGCACUCCUACACCGCCUUGCAGCGGAAAAACAUUGCGAUCUGUGAUUUGGAUAUUCUGGGUAUCAUGUUCUACAAGCUUGGUCUUGAGUUCUUCAACGUAGGAUCUAUCACGACUCUCGCUACGGACCGCUUCAACUCGGAGCAGGCCUUCACCAAGCUGGGCGCGGCGCAAGGUCUCAACCAGGCUAUGCAAUGUGUCGGUGCUAUCCUGAUCGCUCCCCUUGCGGCCCGCUUCCCCACUCGCUCGGUCCUCGCCAUCGCCGUGAUCGUCUUUGGGCUCAUGACCACCAUCCUCCUCAUUGUCGAUGCCGCUACUGGCGGAUCAAUCAGGCGACCAGGCGGGCCCGUCACUUACGGUAAUUGGAACCCCAACGCCAUCUUCCCCAUCUGGGGAUUGGCCGGAAUCGCCUACGGAAUGGUGGAACUCAUCCGCCGAGUCAUUCCAGCCGAUAUCUGCGGCGGAAACGUCAACCGCUUGCGUAGAAUGGACGCCAUGACUCAUAUUCUCUAUGAGGUUGCCGGUACUUCAGGCGCCUUCGCGUCCGCCGCCGCCAUCACCCGCUUCGGAAACAACUACUCUUUCCUCAUGUCCCCCAUCUUCUUCGCCAUCGCAGGCGCCAUCUGGUUCUUCAUCGUCCCCACCCGCAAGAUCCCCACCGAAGGGCAAGGCCAGAACGACGCCGCCCUUUCCGCCGUCGAGAGCAAGCGGUCCAAGCGGAACUACUUUGUCCAGCUCGGUUACGGUGUCGUCCUCUUUGGCAAGUCGAUCUGGGUCGGCGCCAAGAUCAUCUUUGGCUCGCGCAAGUUCGUCUGGCUCUUCCCGUGCUACGCUAUCGCCCUGUACCUGCAUCGGUUCCUCGAGGCCUCCCUUGCGCCGGCCUUUGCUCGGCGAAUCCUCAACACCUCGGCUUGGUCCCAGAUCAUGGUCGGUGGUUCCAACUUUGGUGAACUCCUCGGUGCCCUUACCGUCUUCCUCCUCUCAGACAUGGUCCCCACGCCCAUCCCUUGGAUCCGUCUUGACGCUCUGGCUCUGAACCUUGUCUGGGUUCUGCCCCGCUUCUCUCAGCUCGCAGCGCAGUACGAGGUCCGCUGGGCAUGGUUCAUCGCGGCUAUCUACAUCCCAAUCUCGUUCGGCUGGGCCGCCGGAGAUGUCUCCCUUGCCGCCUACAUCCAGUCGACCCUGUCCGACAUGGACCUCCCCGACUCGGGCGUCUCGCCUCUCGGAGCAGUCAUGGGCUUCCUCUUCUCCUCCUACGUCAUCCUCAACGCCAUCCUCUCCUCGGUCCUCGGGUCAGUCAUCGACCAGGACUGGACCCAACGCCGGACCAUCUACAAUGCCCUCACCCAGGUCGGCGGGAUCCAGUUCACUGUCGGUUGCGUCAUCAUUGGCGCGGCUACCUUUAUUCCCAAGGGCGCUCUCGCACUCAACCCCAAGCCCGUCGGUCACCUCGAGACCUUUGACGAUGUGGAUGGGGAGCAUGCCCUCAACGGCGCGGUGCUGGAGCAAGGAGGAAGCUUCAAGCCCGAGGACAUCACGAAGCACAAGCAGGAGGAUGAGGGCGUGUACAAGCAGCAGAACGCGGUCUGA
Messenger RNA from Dioszegia hungarica, 1614 nucleotides. RefSeq lists its product as uncharacterized. The transcript is spliced from 7 exons. Lineage: Eukaryota; Fungi; Basidiomycota; Tremellomycetes; Tremellales; Bulleribasidiaceae. The record is from RefSeq and is a predicted model, not a curated record. The coding region runs from base 1 to 1614 and encodes 537 amino acids.